This is a messenger RNA of Melozone crissalis (California towhee), 1632 nucleotides long. RefSeq names its product mas-related G-protein coupled receptor member H-like. NCBI's taxonomy places the organism in Eukaryota, Metazoa, Chordata, Aves, Passeriformes, Passerellidae. Gene Ontology annotation, biological process: G protein-coupled receptor signaling pathway. Gene Ontology annotation, molecular function: G protein-coupled receptor activity. Gene Ontology annotation, cellular component: membrane. The record is from RefSeq and is a predicted model, not a curated record.
AUGAACAACUCAGCCAGGGAAUUUCUCCGAAGGCAAAUGCAGGAGGAUCAUGAUCCUCCAAUACUGAAAACCUGCAACCUUGGCAUCUUUGACCUGGCUUUCACUGACUUCCUCUUCCUCUUCUUUGCACUCCCCUCCGCCCUCCUCUUCCUGGUGGAGGAUGUGUCCUGCCCUCCUAUCCUGCCCUUGAUGUACCUGGACAUCCUUUUCCAGCUCUCAGUGGUCUCCACCUACAGGGUGCUCUGGAUGAUGCAGAACACCUUUAUGUGGUACAAGCUCUGCUGGCUCUGCUGCUGCUGGAAGCCUUCUCUGCGCCUGGUGUGGCUGGUGCUUAGUUUCCAAUUCUGUGCCUUCUUCGCUCUGUUUGUUGUCAUUCCCACAGUGACAUUCCUGUGCCCAUCACAAGAGCAGCAGCACUGCCGGGCAGCUCUCAUCUCCAUGUACACCCUCAUCCUUCUCCUCGUCGUUGCACCCGUGUUCAUUUCCAGCACAGUCAGCUUCAUUAACGCCAGGCAGAGCUCCCAGCAGCAGCAACCCAAGAGAGGGUCUUUGAGGAGGCAGAACAGGGUCUUUGAGGAGGCAGAAGAAAACAGGGUCUUUGAGGUGGCUGAAGAACACAUCGCCCACAGCGAUGAGUCCAUCAUGGACACAGCGGUCUGGGCACUUCUCGCGAUCCGCCCUAGUGAAUGGCGUCCACCCUUGGAGGUGACCACCGUGUCCCCAUCUCCUGCCUCACCCACUGAAGGAGAUGAUCUCUGUGAGACAGAUGUCACCAGUGUGGCCACCCACAGUGUGACCCUGGUCAUCUGCCUCUGUGGGCUGGCCAGGAACGGGGCUGUGCUCUGGCUCCUUGGGUCCCACUUUUUGUCCAGGAACAACACCAUCCUUUACAUUCUGAUGCUGACUUUUUUGGACUUCCUCCUCCUCCUCUUUGUGUUGCCCUCCACUCUGCUCUUCCUGCUGGAGAAUGUGUCCUGCUCUAGCAUCAUGCCCUUGCAGUGUGGGUUGCUUUUCAGGAUCUCAGCAGUGUCACACAGCGUGUGGUUGUGCACACUGACAUUCAUCAGCAUCAAGAGGUGCAGGUCCACCCACUGCCUGCUCUGGCACUGCUGCCACCAUCCCAAGCAGCUGUUGAAGGUGAUCCAUGCCAUGCUCGGGGCCUUCUUCAUCACUUUCAUCAUUGUCAUUGCCAUAAUAUUUUCUCCAUGCAUUGUCCUGCUAUCUGAGCAUUGCUGGGUUUCUUACAUCUCCAUGCACGCCUUCAACCUCCUCCUCUGUGCUCCCUUCAUCCUCAUUUCCAGCAAAAUUGUCUUCACUCAUUUCAAGCCUGGCUCCCAUCAGCAGCAGCCCAAGAGACUCGAUAUUGUUAUCUGCCUCUUUGUGCUCUUCACUCUGCCCCUCAUCCUCUGCCAUUUCCUGCAGGAACUCAGCUACACCAUUUUGCCCUCCCAGGUUCUUUUCCUGCUCAUCUGCAUCCACAGAAGCAGCAACCCCAUCAUUUGCUUCUUGGUGGGGAGGUGCUGGAGGCCCUGCUCUGUGGAGUCCCUCCUGCUCUCCCUCCAGAGGGUCUUUGAGGAGCCAGAAGAAAACACUGCCCACAGCCAUGAGACCACCAUGUACAGAGAGGCCUGA